Molecule: messenger RNA, 2736 nt
Organism: Setaria italica (foxtail millet)
Lineage: Eukaryota; Viridiplantae; Streptophyta; Magnoliopsida; Poales; Poaceae
Product: probable leucine-rich repeat receptor-like protein kinase At5g49770
Exons: 17
Coding region: 1-2736 (911 amino acids)
Biological process (GO): protein phosphorylation
Molecular function (GO): ATP binding; protein binding; protein kinase activity
Source: RefSeq, a predicted model, not a curated record
AUGAAGGCACUGUCCAUUCCUCUGCUGCUGGUCAUGUUUUCGGCCAGUCUUCGUGCAGGAUUUUGUGAUACAGAUCCUCAAGAUGUGGCUGCGCUUCAGUCUCUAAUGAGAGGGUGGCAAAACUUCCCAUCAAGUUGGAAAGCAUCAAAUGAUCCCUGUGGUGCACAAUGGGAUGGGAUUACGUGCAAUAAUGGGCGAGUCACAUCAAUGAGGCUAUCAAGCAUCAACCUUCAAGGCACAUUAAGCAACAGUAUAGGCCAGCUCAGUGAGCUUGUUUACCUGGACCUCUCCUCCAACAGUGGUCUUAGUGGUCCACUGCCCACUUCGAUUGGCAACCUCAAGCAGCUUACGACACUAAUCUUGGUUGGCUGCAGCUUCACAGGAGGCAUUCCCCAAGAAUUAGGAAACUUGGUGCAGCUCUCAUUCCUGGCCCUGAAUUCAAACAACUUUACAGGCAGAAUUCCUGCUUCAAUUGGCCUACUCACCAACCUCUUCUGGCUAGAUUUGGCAGAAAAUCAGCUUUCUGGUCCCAUUCCAAUUUCAUCAACCACUUCUCCAGGACUUGACCUACUUACGCACACCAAACAUUUCCAUUUCAAUAAAAACCAAUUAACUGGUACUCUCAACGGCCUCUUCAGCCCUAGCAUGGAACUCGAACACAUAUUAUUUGACAACAAUCAAUUGUUUGGUUCUAUUCCUGCUGAACUUGGUAGCAUCACCAGCCUCCAGAUUCUCCGAUUAGAUAAGAACAGAUUCACAGGAGCAGUUCCGACCAACAUCAGCAACCUUGUCAACCUAAAUGGACUGAAUUUUGCAGACAACCAGCUGCGUGGAGCAAUUCCAGAUCUCAGUACCCUGACAAAACUUAGUGCCAUUAUACUAAGCAAUAAUGACUUCAACGGGACACUUGGCAUGACUGGUAACAUCAGCCAACAACUGCAGAGAGUCAAUCUCCAAAACAAUCGUAUAGUUGCAGCCAAUAUAACACAAAGCUACAACAGAACACUAGUACUUGUGGGGAAUCCUGUGUGCUUGGAUGCCGAAUUCUCCGGUAGCCACUUUUGCAGCAUUCAGCAAGAUAGCAUAAUACCAUAUGUCACUAGUGUAACCAAAUGCGGCUCAACUUCAUGUUCCAGUGAUCAAAGCCUAGACCCUGCGAAUUGUGGCUGUGCCUACCCCUACAUGGGUGCGAUUCUCUUCAGGUCACCGUUGUUUGCAGACUUGACAAACAAUGAGCACUUUCAGCAACUGGAGACUAGCCUCUGGACAGAGCUGGGACUGCGCCCUGGUUCAGUUUUCCUUUCUGAUGUCCUAUUCACUAGUGAUGAUUACCUCCAAGUUAAAGUGAGAAUGUUUCCAUCGACCGGAACAUCCUUCAACCUAUCAGAAGUAACAAGGAUAGGCUUUGAUCUUAGCAAUCAAACUUACAAGCCACCACAAGGUUUUGGACCUUAUUACUUCGUCGCAGAUCCAUAUGUCCACUUUGCAGCAGCUGACAGUGGAAAAUCACAAAUAAGUACAGGCGCUGUUGCUGGAAUUGCAGUAGCAUGUGGUCUUGUUCUGACUGCCCUAACUUCUUGGGCAAUAUUUUCUUUAUUACAAAAGAGAAGGACAAAGGAAUUAUCAGGACGAACAAAUCCUUUCGCUUCAUGGGGAAUUGCUCAAAAAGACAGCGGAGGUGCUCCACAGCUGAAAGGAGCAAGGUUUUUUUCUUUUGAUGAACUAAAGACUUGCACCAACAAUUUUGAAGAAAAUAAUGAAAUCGGAUCAGGAGGUUAUGGAAAGGUUUACAAGGGAAUACUAGCAGAUGGAACAGGUGUGGCAAUAAAACGAGCAGAGUAUGGAUCAAAGCAAGGUUCGUUUGAGUUCAAAAAUGAGAUAGAGCUGCUAUCCAGAGUCCAUCACAAGAACCUGGUAAGUCUGAUAGGAUUUUGCUAUGAACAAGGGGAGCAGAUGCUGGUAUAUGAAUAUGUUUCUAAUGGGACAUUAAGACAGAACUUACAAGCAAGAGGAAUUUACCUGGAUUGGAAGAAAAGGCUCAGGAUUGCUCUAGGAUCAGCCAGAGGACUAGCAUAUCUUCAUGAGCUUGCCAAUCCACCUAUUAUCCACAGAGAUGUCAAGUCCACAAAUAUCCUUUUGGAUGACAACUUUAAAGCAAAGGUUGCUGAUUUUGGUCUGUCAAAGCUAGUCUCAGACACUGAGAAGGGCCACGUUUCCACCCAAGUCAAAGGAACACUGGGCUAUUUGGACCCAGAGUACUACAUGACACAGCAGCUCUCGGAGAAGAGCGACGUGUACAGCUUUGGCGUUGUCAUGCUAGAGAUACUGAGUGGCAGGCUGCCCAUAUCAAAGGGCAGGUACAUUGUCCGAGAAUUCAGGAUGGCCAUGGACCCCAACGACCAAGACUACUAUGGCCUGCAAGGCAUUGUGGACCCAGCCAUCCAUGACGCCGCACAUACUACGGGGUUCAGGAGGUUCGUGCAGCUGGCAAUGGAGUGUGUGGACGAGUCGGCCUCGAGGCGGCCCACCAUGAACUCAGUUGUGAAGGAGAUCGAGGCGAUGCUGCACGGCGAGGGGCUGAGCUCGGGCAGCUCAUCCGCCGUGGAGUUUGAGCGCGCGGGGACUGCCUCGGACUCGCACCUGUACAGCGGACCGGUAGUCACGGCCCGCUCCAACAGCAGCGGCAGCAUAGCUGGAGAACCACCCCACCCUGAGCUUAAACAUAGCGAACCGUAG